AUGCAGUACCACCAUAGGGCUUAUCAGCAUGAGAACGGGAGUGUGAAUUGUCCAAGUUCUGCUGUGUGCUGUUUGUCCUUCCUUUCCCUUUCUUUUCUGGAUGACUUCUUUUCACUUGAAGCUGAGAAAGGAACUGUGAUGUACAGAAUAUGCUGUAGAAUGAAAAAGUAAUAUUGAAAACUAUUUCCUUUGCUUCUUGAAUGACAGACACGCUAAAUCGUGAAUGAAAUUGUGGUAUGCUAAGCCAAAAAGGAAGAUGAGUUCCUUGGUAGUUAGAACCAUAUUUAGACCUUCCUAAGAUGGAACUUCUGACUAAUGUUACAUGGAAAUACAGAGGGGCUGUCUACUGAAUUGUUAUUUCUCAAGCUGUCAGUAGAUGGCAGGAACAAGUUUGAUACAAAGUAAAGGUGUUUCUCAGUAUUGUUACAGAACAGGAUGGAAGUUUUCUCUUUGUCUUUUCCUGAACACAUUUUCUGCUUUGUAGGAGAGCAGGGAUUUCGGGAUUAGAACAAAGAUGGAUGUAUAAGUAUUGAGCAUCUCCAAGGAACCAUAAGGCAGUAUGGCAAGGAAUACGAGAUAUCUGAAGAACUUUUUUAUUUACAACCAUCUGUUUUCAUUCACUUUUUGGAGCAAUAUUGGCCUGGCUAUGAAAAAUGAACUCUUUACAUCUGUUCCUAACAAUUUUCUAGAAGACAGUCCGGACAAAAAUAUCUACAGUCCACCCUCAUAUACAAAUAAUCAGCAGUCUGAAGCUAAUGUAGGUUGGGUUGUGAUAGAAAAUACUACGGAAAGCCUAUCAUUGUCAGAAAUCACAGAUGGCGAUGCAAGAAAAUUAAUAAUCUUAUUACAUAAUUUUAGAAAAGGCUCCAGGCUACAAAAUCUGACACUGACAAAUAUGUCAGUGGAUUGGAAAGAUUUUAUUGAAGUCCUUCAGGCUGUAUGGUACUCAUCCAUUAAAUACUUCAAUAUCAACAACAUAACGCAACAGGGGGAAGUCACAAGUUCUCACUUUGACUAUUCAGACACUUCCUUGAAAGCAUUUACAGUGAAUAAGGUUUUAAUCACAGAUAUGUACUUUUCACAGGAUGACAUUUAUAACAUAUUUGCAAACAUGAACAUUGCAGCCUUGACAAUAGCUGAAUCUGAGUUAAUUCAUAUGGUGUGUCCUUCAUCUGACAGUCCCUUUAGAUACAUAAAUUUCGCAAAGAAUGAUUUAACAGAUCUGCUUUUUCAGAACUGUGACAAACUAAUUCAACUGGAGACAUUUAUUUUGCAUAGGAAUAAAUUUGAGAGCCUUUCCAAGGUGAGCCUCAUGACCAGCCAUAUGAGAUCACUGAGGUAUCUGGACAUGAGCAGCAACUUGCUGCGUAACGGUAGAGCUGAGGUGCGCUGCCAGUGGACUGAUUCUCUGUCAGAGCUGGACCUGUCCUCCAACCAGUUGACAGAGUCCGUGUUUGAGUGCUUGCCCGUCAAUAAUCAACUGGACCUUCAGAACAACCAGAUUGCCAGCAUCCCCAAGGGCAUUGCUGAGCUGCAGUCGUUGCAGGAGCUGAACCUGGCAUCCAACAGGCUGGCUGACCUGCCAGGGUGCGGGGCCUUUACUGGCCUGGAGAUCCUGAACAUAGAGAGGAAUUUGAUCCUCACCCCAUCUGCUCACUUCUUUGAGAGCUGCCCGAGCAUGAAGGAGCUACAAGCUGGGCAAAACCCGUUCAAGUGUUCGUGUGAGCUGCAGGACUUCCUGCGCCUGGAAAGGCAGUCUGGGGGCAAGCUGUCCGGCUGGCCAGCGGCGUACGUGUGCAAGUACCCUGAAGACUUGAGCGGAACGCAGCUGAAGGACUUCCACUUGACCGAGCUGGCUUGUAACACAACUCUGCUGCUCGUGACAGCUCUACUAGUGACCCUGGUGCUGGUGGCUGUGGUGGCCUUUCUGUGCAUCUACCUGGAUGUGCCGUGGUACGUGCGGAUGCUGUGGCAGUGGACGCAAACAAAGCGGAGAGCUUGGCACGACUGCCCUGAGGAGCGGGAAACCGCUCUGCAGUUUCAUGCCUUCAUUUCCUACAGUGAACGCGAUUCGUUAUGGGUGAAGAACGAGCUGAUCCCCAAUUUGGAGAAGGGGGAAGGCAGCAUCCGGCUGUGCCAGCACGAGAGGAACUUCAUCCCUGGCAAAAGCAUUGUGGAGAAUAUCAUUAAUUGCAUUGAGAAGAGCUAGUCCAUCUUUGUGUUGUCCCCCAACUUUGUGCAGAGCGAGUGGUGUCACUACGAGCUGUACUUUGCCCAUCACAAGUUGUUCAGUGAGAACUUCAACAGUUUAAUCCUGAUCCCUUCUUUCCUUUUCAUGCUGGAAAAGCCGCCAUUCCCUUCAUAUGUUAUCCCUGCGAGGUACCACAAGCUGAAGGUUCUCAUGGCAAAGAGAACCUACCUGGAGUGGCCAAAGGAGAGGAGCAAGCGUGCCCUUUUCUGGGCUAACCUAAGGGCGGCUAUUAGCAUUAAGCUUCAACCUUCCUUUGAAACAGACGAGGAGCAAAGUGAUGCCACACUUUCUAGUAGCAUAACCCAACCUCUGAUUAAGUGACUUGACUAUCUUGCAUUAGGUUUCGCUAAUCAGAGUUCUUUAGGUUUUCUACAGUAUUUUUAGGUCCUCACAAAAUGCUGUGAAACCUUCCUAAAUUGCUGUUACUUAUUUUAGUCGUGCAAGUAGUCAGAAGUUUUGUUAUUAUCACAUAAUGAAUGAAAGAGAAAUUUUCCUAGUGACUGAACUUAUUUUUUCAACUCACGUUGCUUUGAUUUUGGAUGCAUUCCAUUGAUUCCAACCAUACUUGAAAGUAAUAAAGAUAUUUAUUCAUUGCCAUCAGGAAUAUUAAUGUUGUGCACUUAAUCUUUGCUCUGAUGAGGAUGUUGUGGAGUAAAUGUGGUAGGGAUUGUUUUCCUUCAGACUUAAAUAAAUAAUACAAACAAGAAGAAAACUCUUAUUUAUAACUGUUUGUAAGCCAGUAUAAUAGAUGUCAGGGGUAUUAGCAUCUCUACACCUUCAGACCUGCCUGGUGGUUACCCCAGGUCUGUGUUCAUUUCUGGCAAGUUUUUUCCCUUAGGCAGAGACAGAGACUGUCCUGGGUAAAAGCUGGAAGUUGGAGUCAUAAUACCUGUUUAAUAUCCAUCGUACUUCACUGUGCCCUACAUUGCCAUUUGCCUUCAUUUACCCAUUAAGUUAUGAUUUCAUGGAAUUCACCACUGAUAGUCUUCAAAAUAACAGUUAAUAUCUGAAUUUAUGAUUUUUAAUACUAUUAAAAUAUUCUUGUUUCUACUGUAUUCAUAUCAAGCUGUAUUAUUUGUUUAGCUUUUCUGGACUAUAGUUAUAUACACCUCAAUCAUAUUUUCUUAUCAUGAGCUCUUUCAGCUUUGAGUGCAAGAAAACAAAAAGAAGAUGCCUCAGUCUAUUACCAUUUAAUUACAAAAAGUUCUCUCAGUUGCACCACUGUCUGUCAAAUUAUACAAUAUAUCUUCUUGCUCUCUCUGCAGCUGUUAGGAAGCAACCAACUUUGUAAUGUAGUUUUGUAGGUAUCAAGGAGUAUGUCACAUGGUAAUAUUGCAGGAAAACCCCUAUUAUUUAUAGGAAGCUGGUAAUGCUGCACGUGAACAAUAGGAAGCAGAACUUGCACAACCAUUGAGAAAGAACCGCAUUACCAGAACUGUCACUGAAAUAGGUCAUUUCUUGUUUAAACUCAGAAGACUGAUAUUGUGGGGUAAAUCAUUAUUUAUAGGAGGCAUCAAAACACUUGCUAUGUGUGACUUUAAUAUGACAACCUAAUAAAUGCCUCAUCUUUUAAUGUUCUUAA
Molecule: messenger RNA, 3833 nt
Organism: Coturnix japonica (Japanese quail)
Lineage: Eukaryota; Metazoa; Chordata; Aves; Galliformes; Phasianidae
Source: RefSeq, a predicted model, not a curated record